AUGGACGCAGCAUCACCAACACCCCUCCCCUCCUACGCGAAUGGACGACUCUCGCGCCAACCUUCCAUGUCAAUGCGGCACUUUCCCCGCCGCGACUCUCCACUCUCCCUCGGACAAACCCAAGGGUUCCCAUCGAAGGCGCCGGCCGUCCAAAACAUCAGCGCGGGCGACAGUUCCGACGACGAUGCUCCCGCUCCACCUAUCGAACUGAACCCUAUUACACGCGCUCUUUUGGAGAGGCAGUUCGGCGAGUCGCCGCACAAACGAGCCUCGAAACCCACCGUUCUGCGAAUCAGCCGCGAUGGAAGUGCGACAAACACGCCCGCGAAGACGGACAGCAUCACGCCGGCCCCGAGUCUACGGGUCAAGCGCGUCGGGAUGCAGGGCGCGCCGAUGCGCAGAAACAAACGGACACCCCAGAGCGAAGACGACCCGAUCCAGACCACUGUGCAGGAUCAGGAAAAUCUGAUCACGUCGUCGGUCGUGAAAUCGGCGGGUAAGGAGGGCCAUAUCGGCGUGGAAAGCCACCGACGGAUCCCCAUCCACCGUGACGAGCGUCCAGCGCCUCUCGCGGCCGUCAGCGCGAACACACCGCGUCGUCCAGCGCCGCCACCCCCGCAGCCGAAGAUGUCGGUAAUCGAGAGCGCGGCGGCGGCGCCGGCAGCGACGAAAUCGAAGAAGAAGAAGGGACACUUCACGGUGAAUGGCAAGGCGUAUAGUCAGCUAGGGAAGCUGGGGAGAGGGGGUAGCUCGGAUGUGUAUCGAGUGCAGGCGGAAAGUGGGAAGCAGUUUGCGUUGAAAAGGGUGAAGUUGGAGGAGGCGGAUGAGAGUGCGAUUGUGGGUUAUAAGGGAGAGAUUGAGUUGUUGAGGAAGUUGGCCGGCGUGGAUAGGGUGGUGAGGUUAUAUGAUUGGCAAGUGGAUGAGGAUAGACAGUUGCUCUACGUGUUGAUGGAACCCGGAGAUAUGGACCUUUCCAAGAUCCUCCGCACUAAAUUCGACCCCCCUCGAUCCGAGAAACUCGACAACAGUCCUGAAGUCAAGCUCGACAUCCCCUUCACCCGCUUCUACUGGAACGAAAUGCUCGAAUGCGUCGCCUCCGUGCACGCCCACGACAUCGUCCACUCCGAUCUCAAGCCCGCCAACUUUCUCCUCGUCUACGGCCAGCUGAAACUCAUUGACUUCGGCAUCGCCAACGCCAUUGACAUCGAGAACACCGUGAAUGUGCACCGCGACAACCACGUCGGCACCCCUAACUACAUGUCCCCCGAAUCCCUCCAGGACAGCAACGCCGGUCUAAAAGACGACGCCGCCCGAAUGGGCAAGCUCAUGAAACUCGGCAAGCCCAGCGACGUCUGGAGCCUCGGCUGCAUCCUCUACCAGCUCACCUACGGCCGCCCACCCUUCGCCCACAUCCCCAACCCCAUCAAUCGCGUCCUGGCCAUCAUCAACCCCGCCAUAACCAUCGACUACCGUGACGUGGGCAUCGGCGGCGUCCGCGUCCCCCCCGAGCUGCGCCGCGUCCUCAAGAAAUGCCUCAAUCGCAACCCCAGCGAGCGGCCGACAGUGCUCGAGUUGCUCGACGAGGCGGACCCGUUCCUGCACCCGGAGAACGCGGCGGAUCUGCGCAUCUCGCAGGACCUGCUGGCGCAGAUGAUCCAGCGCGUGGCGGAUCGGUUUCGGGAUCCGAAUAAGGCACCGCCGACGGAUGAGGAUAUUCGGUCGUAUCCGGCGAUAUUUUAUGAGCGGAUACGCGGGUGGCAGCAGGAUCAGUGA
Messenger RNA from Eremomyces bilateralis CBS 781.70, 1773 nucleotides. Its product is annotated as kinase-like protein. Gene Ontology annotation, molecular function: ATP binding; protein serine/threonine/tyrosine kinase activity; protein serine/threonine kinase activity. The record is from RefSeq and is a predicted model, not a curated record. Gene Ontology annotation, cellular component: kinetochore; nucleus; spindle. Bases 1 to 1773 code for a protein of 590 amino acids. NCBI's taxonomy places the organism in Eukaryota, Fungi, Ascomycota, Dothideomycetes, Eremomycetales, Eremomycetaceae. The transcript has 2 exons. Gene Ontology annotation, biological process: mitotic spindle assembly checkpoint signaling; chromosome segregation; protein localization to kinetochore.